AUGUGGAAUUUUCGUAAUUCUGCAAUAAAAACAGAGGAAGAAAGUUGUCCUCGAACAAAACCAUUUUUGAUCGGAUGUUGUGGAGCGGAUGGACCCAACGACUACUUGUCGCUGAGAAAAGCAUUGCCCACCGAGUGCAGGGACACGGUAACCGGUAACGCAUUCUUCUAUGGUUGUGCCGAAGAAGUUACCUGGUUCUUGGAGGACAAAUCCCGAUGGACGACCAAUAUCGCCAUAUCGAUAGCCGCUUUGGAGAUGCUCAUAUCUGUCCUAAGCGUGAUUUUAGUCAAGGCUUUGCAAAAGGAAGAGAAAUUCAACUAUAAUCGAUGAUAAAAUAACGUCAAUUAGUUUAACUUUUUUCACUUUGUAAAAUAAAAUUAAUUAGCUGUUUUUUAUUUUCAUAUAAACAAAUUAUGUGAUUUCAAUAAACACUUUCUUACAGCAUGGUAAUGAUUUUAAAGAACGCACUUUACUACUAAUUAUCAAUGUUUUUACUACUUAUUGUGUAAAAUGGUUAUGACGUCUUAAUAAAUCAAAUUAUUUUCUA
Molecule: messenger RNA, 547 nt
Organism: Diuraphis noxia (Russian wheat aphid)
Lineage: Eukaryota; Metazoa; Arthropoda; Insecta; Hemiptera; Aphididae
Product: tetraspanin 2A
Cellular component (GO): membrane
Source: RefSeq, a predicted model, not a curated record